Nematolebias whitei (Rio pearlfish) is the source of this 4198-nucleotide messenger RNA. It is a transcript of the gene abcb4, whose product is annotated as ATP-binding cassette, sub-family B (MDR/TAP), member 4. Gene Ontology annotation, molecular function: ATP binding; ABC-type transporter activity; ATP hydrolysis activity. Gene Ontology annotation, cellular component: membrane. Lineage: Eukaryota; Metazoa; Chordata; Actinopteri; Cyprinodontiformes; Rivulidae. Gene Ontology annotation, biological process: transmembrane transport. The transcript has 28 exons. Bases 1 to 4014 code for a protein of 1337 amino acids. The record is from RefSeq and is a predicted model, not a curated record.
AUGGAAAACGGAACUAGUGAGGAGGGCUGCACGGGAGGAAGAGGAGGAGAGAGGAGGUGCAGAUCGUCUCUGGAAAUCAUCAUCAGAGGGACCGAGAGAAGAAGGAGGGCGGCAGGAGGACGGCGCGGCUCCGCAGGACAGGACACAGACAUGGACAAGAACAACGAGAUGAUGUCCGUCGAACACCAGAAUGGGAAUUUAAGUGGGAAUGAGACGGUUGAUGACAAAACGGAAAAGAAGAAGAGGAAAAAGAAGGAAAAAGAGAAGAAGGAGCCCAUGGUCGGUCCCCUCGGCGUGUUCAGGUUUGCAGACAACUGUGACGUUUUGAUGAUGGUUGUGGGGACUGUGAUGGCAGUGGCCAACGGCGUGGUGCUUCCUCUCAUGUGCAUCGUCUUUGGCAACAUGACGGACAGUCUUAUAAAUAGCGCUGCGACCAGCAACAACCUGCCCGGCAAUUUUUCAAUUGCAAACAUGACCAGCACUUUAGAAAAGGAAAUGACUACUUUUUCCAUCUAUUACUCUAUUAUGGGAGCUGUUGUGCUGGUUGCGGCGUACAUGCAGGUGUCCCUCUGGACGCUGGCAGCGGGACGGCAGGUGAAGCGCAUCCGCGUCUUGUUUUUCCACAGAAUCAUGCAGCAAGACAUCGGCUGGUUCGAUGUCAACGAGACAGGAGAGCUCAACACUCGUCUCACAGACGAUGUCUACAAGAUCCAAGAGGGCAUUGGUGACAAGGUGGGGAUGUUGAUCCAAAGUUUCAGCUCCUUCAUUGCGGCCUUUGUCAUCGGCUUCACCCAAGGCUGGAAACUCACUCUUGUCAUCCUGUCUGCGAGUCCUGCCCUGGGAAUCUCAGCUGCACUUUUCAGUAAGGUGCUGGCGACCUUCACUACCAAGGAGCAGAGUGCGUAUGCCAAGGCCGGUGCCGUGGCAGAGGAAGUGUUGUCUGCUGUCAGGACUGUGUUCGCCUUCAGUGGCCAAAAGAAGGAAAUCGAGAGAUAUCACAAGAACUUGGAGGAUGCUAAAAACAUGGGAGUAAAGAAGGCGAUCUCUGCUAACAUUGCCAUGGGCUUUGCAUAUAUGAUGAUCUACUUCUCCUACGCUUUGGCCUUCUGGUACGGCAGUACUCUCAUCCUGAAAGACGAGUACACUAUCGGAAAAGUAAUCACUGUGUUCUUUGUUGUGGUCAUUGGCGUGUUUGCAAUGGGGCAGACUUCUCCAAACAUCCAGACGUUCGCCAGCGCCCGCGGAGCUGCAUAUAAAGUGUACAACAUCAUUGAUCAUAACCCGAGCAUCGACAGCUAUUCAGAGUCCGGCUUCAAACCCGACUCCAUCCAAGGGAACAUAGCGUUCCAAAACAUCCACUUCACCUACCCCUCAAGGCCUGACGUCACAAUAUUAGAUGACAUGAGUUUAAGUGUGACGAGCGGACAGACCAUGGCGUUAGUUGGCAGCAGUGGUUGUGGUAAAAGCACCACGAUCCAGCUGCUGCAAAGAUUCUACGACCCCCAAGAAGGAUCAGUGUGUAUUGAUGGCCACGACAUCCGCAGUCUUAACGUCCGAUACCUGAGAGAAAUGAUUGGAGUCGUGAGCCAGGAGCCGAUCCUCUUCGCCACCACCAUCGCCGAGAACAUCAGAUACGGCCGGCCUAACGUCACGCAGGCUGAGAUUGAACAAGCGACCAAGGAAGCCAAUGCUUAUGACUUCAUUAUGAACCUUCCAGAUAAGUUUGAAACACUAGUUGGUGACCGAGGAACUCAGAUGAGCGGAGGACAGAAGCAGAGGAUCGCGAUUGCCCGAGCUUUAGUCCGCAACCCUAAAAUCCUUUUGUUGGACGAAGCCACGUCUGCACUCGAUGCCGAGAGCGAGACCAUUGUCCAAGCUGCGCUCGAUAAGGUCCAACAAGGCCGCACCACCCUGAUCGUGGCCCACCGCCUCUCGACCAUCAGAAACGCGGACGUCAUUGCAGGCUUCCAGAAGGGUAAAAUUGUAGAGUUGGGGACUCACAGCGAGCUGAUGGAAAAACAAGGAGUCUACCACACACUGGUCACCAUGCAGACCUUUCAGAAGGUGGAGGAAGGGGAGGAGGAGAAUGAGCUGUCUAUGGAGGAGAAAAGUCCCACGUCCAACAUUAUUUCUAAGUCUUCGCUGUACAAGAGGCAAUCAACAAGAGGCUCGUCCUUCACCGCCUCAACUGGAGAGAAGGAGAAGGAAGUGUCAAACAAUGACGAGGACAAAACGGAAGAGGAUGAAAAUGUUCCCAUGGUGUCGUUCUUUCAAGUGUUGCGUCUCAACAGUUCGGAGUGGCUGUACAUUCUAGUGGGGUUGAUAUGUGCCAUCAUAAACGGAGGCAUACAGCCUCUGUUCGCAGUCCUCUUCUCCAAGAUCAUCACUGUGUUUGCUUUGCCAGAUGAUAUGAUCAGAGAACGAUCUAAUUUCUUUUCCCUCAUGUUCGUCACCAUUGGAGUCGUGUGCUUUGUCACCAUGUUUCUACAGGGAUUCUGUUUCGGUAAAUCUGGAGAAGUUCUCACCUUGAAACUGAGACUUGGAGCUUUUAAAUCAAUGAUGAAACAGGAUCUUGGAUGGUUUGACAACCAUAAAAACAGUGUUGGAGCUCUCACUACAAGACUGGCUACAGACGCAGCCCAAGUACAAGGAGCCUCAGGAGUGCGUUUGGCGACGUUCGCCCAGAACAUUGCCAACCUCGGCACCGGCGUGAUCCUGGCUCUGGUGUACGGCUGGGAGCUGACCCUCCUUAUCCUGGCCGUGGUGCCCGUCAUUGCGCUGGCUGGAGCUGUGCAGAUGAAAAUGCUCACUGGACACGCAGCUGAAGACAAAAAGGAACUGGAAAAGGCUGGAAAGAUCGCCACAGAGGCCAUCGAGAACAUCAGAACAGUUGUUUCUCUCAAUAGAGAACCAAAAUUUGAGUCUUUGUAUCAAGAGAACCUCGUAGUUCCAUAUAAGAACUCUCAGAAAAAGGCCCACGUGCACGGGUUUACCUUCUCCUUCUCUCAGGCCAUGAUCUACUUUGCCUACGCAGCGUGUUUCCGCUUCGGAGCUUGGCUCAUUAUUGCAGGGAGGAUGGAUGUUGAGUCAGUGUUCCUUGUGAUUUCAGCUGUUCUGUUUGGUGCCAUGGCUCUCGGAGAGGCAAACUCCUUCGCUCCAAACUACGCCAAGGCCAAACUGUCUGCUUCCCACCUCAUUAUGUUGUUGAAUAAAGAGCCUGCUAUUGACAAUUUGUCCCAGGAGGGAGAGUUGCCGGACAAAUUUGACGGUAACGUGAGCUUCGAGGAUGUGAAGUUCAACUACCCUUCACGCCCCGACGUGCCCAUCCUACAAGGCUUGAAACUGAAGGUGAAGAAGGGGGAAACUCUGGCCCUGGUGGGGAGCAGCGGCUGUGGGAAGAGCACCACCAUCCAGCUGCUGGAGCGGUUCUACGACCCCAGAGAAGGCAGAGUGCUGAUGGACGGUGUGGACGUCAAACAGCUCAACAUCCACUGGCUGAGGUCUCAGAUAGGCAUCGUGUCCCAGGAGCCGGUGCUGUUCGACUGCACUCUGGCUGAAAACAUCGCCUACGGAGACAACACCCGCACCGUGACCAUGGAGGAGAUCCAGGCGGCCGCUAAAGCAGCAAACAUUCACAGCUUCAUUGAUCAACUACCACAGAAGUACGACACUCAGGCGGGCGACAAGGGGACUCAGCUGUCAGGUGGUCAGAAGCAGCGAAUAGCCAUAGCCCGAGCCAUCCUUCGCAACCCCCAAGUGCUGCUCCUGGAUGAGGCGACCUCUGCGCUGGACACGGAGAGCGAAAAGGUGGUGCAGGACGCCCUGGACCAGGCCAGCAAGGGCAGGACGUGCAUAGUCGUGGCCCAUCGUCUCUCCACCAUUCGAAACGCCGACCGCAUCGCAGUCUUCCAGGGAGGAGUGGUGGUGGAGCAAGGAACGCACCAACAGCUGCUGGCAAAGAAGGGAGUCUACCACAUGCUGGUCACCACACAGCUGGGUUACAGGACAGAAUGAGGACACGGGACACCUCACCUGAUACUCAUCGUUGAGGAGGACUAGGUUAAACAUUUUGCCUUGUAUCUUCAGCUCCCUGCUUUCAUGCUGUCAGUGGAGCAGCUGGACUGAAAGAACCAAUCACGUCUUGAGUCUUCAUCAAGUCCAACUGUUCUGUUGAUUGGCCGGCACCGUCAAGACUCAC